Molecule: messenger RNA, 693 nt
Organism: Toxoplasma gondii ME49
Lineage: Eukaryota; Apicomplexa; Conoidasida; Eucoccidiorida; Sarcocystidae
Product: leucine rich repeat-containing protein
Exons: 1
Coding region: 1-693 (230 amino acids)
Molecular function (GO): protein binding
Source: RefSeq, a predicted model, not a curated record
AUGUGGCCCCAGGUGUUAUAUCUCAUCGACAAUAACCUUUCUGAUGUAACGACAAUCGGGUACCUGCCUUCUUUACGAGGUCUUUACCUCCAGAGCAAUGAGCUCACUUGUACGAAAGGCCUCGAGCAGCUGCCCUGUUUAACUGAGUUAAAUCUCGAUGACAACAAGAUUUCCAGGCUGGAAGGUCUAGACAGUUCCACUAGCCUCUCCCGGUUGUCUCUGACAGCUCAAAGGACAACAACACCGUUGUUUUUGUGUCCCAAUGUCUUGACUGUAUUGAGUCGAUCUCUGCAAUACUUGAACAUUUCCAAGAAUAGAGUGGAGGAUCUUGCACCAUUUGGUACCCUGCAGUUUCUUGAAGUCCUCCAAGCAUCAGAGAACCUAGUUAGGGAAAUCGGGUCGAUUGAGGCUAUGCUUGUCGGCUGCAGAAUGCUUUCCACUGUGGAUCUACGACGCAACCCCGUCACUAAGGUGCGACAUUACUGGGAACGUCUUCUCCUGGGAGCUUCUACGACUCUGAAGGAGGCAGACGGCCGCCAAGUUACUAAUGCUAGCAGAUUCUUCGUCCAGGAACUCCAGAAACGGCGAUGCGCCAUUAUGAGGCAGAAGACACUCGAUGCGAAUGAUAACUUGGAGAACUCAUCUAACUCCCAGUUCCCUUCCAGAAGUGAUCUCGCAACGAAUUCCCUUUGA